AUGUCAAAGCGGGUCUCUUCCUCUGCGACAAGCAUUAGUGGUGAUGGCUUCGUCCGCUGCAAGCACAACAUUCCCGUCGUAGUCAAAACAUCCGGUACUAAUGAUAACCCAGGUCGGCGCUUCUAUGGAUGUCCAUAUUGGAAGGAUGUGAAGAAGAACUGUCGCUUUUUUAGGUGGGCGGAGAUGAAUGAUGAUGUUUGCGAGGUCUGA
Molecule: messenger RNA, 210 nt
Organism: Linum trigynum
Lineage: Eukaryota; Viridiplantae; Streptophyta; Magnoliopsida; Malpighiales; Linaceae
Source: the annotation of a GenBank genome assembly